GUUUCUCCACCACUGGCGUUGAGCGCCUGCUUGCUGCUGUCUUUUUUCGCGUCCCCCCUCCCUCGUCCUCAGUGAACGGCGAACUCCUCCGUAGUAGCCCGCAGUGGCGACACGCUAACUCGGCUUUUAUUAUUAUUUUUUUUCUUUACGCCCCCCCCCUCCCCCACUACCGGGGACGUAGCCGAUUUGGCACCCCCACCCCGAAAAAAAAAAUAUACACCAGCGGUCGGAAUUUGAAAUAUGACGCUGAGUAAAAUGGGAGGAAAGUCGUCGCUAGCUUGUUGAAGUUGGGAGAAUAUCCUUGUGGAAGAGGCGGCGGCGGCGGUGGACACCACGAGUUCACUCUCGGAAUAUCGAAAGGAGUGAGCCGAGCCUUCCAACAGACCUCCGCUGUUUCUUUGGGCUAAAAUGAGUAUUACCAGUGACGAAGUGAACUUCUUGGUCUACAGAUACCUCCAAGAAUCAGGUUUCUCUCACUCCGCGUUCACCUUUGGCAUCGAGAGCCACAUCAGCCAGUCCAACAUCAAUGGUACACUAGUGCCCCCUGCAGCCCUCAUCUCCAUCCUGCAGAAAGGGCUCCAGUAUGUGGAGGCAGAGAUUAGCAUCAAUGAGGACGGAACGGUCUUCGACGGCCGGCCGAUCGAGUCGCUGUCGCUCAUCGACGCCGUGAUGCCCGACGUGGUGCAGACGCGGCAGCAGGCUUUUCGUGACAAGCUGGCCCAGCAGCAGGCCGCUUGCCCCAUGACGGCGUCCACUUCUGGAAACCAGUCCAACGCGCCAAAGAAUGGGGACGCCACCGUCAACGGGGAGGAGAACGGCACCCACAACAUGAAUAACCAUUGUGAGUCAAUGGAGAUGGAUGUGGACGUGGAGAUACCCGCCAGCAAAGCCACAGUGCUGCGAGGUCACGAGUCGGAAGUGUUCAUCUGUGCCUGGAACCCUGUCAGUGAUCUGCUGGCCUCGGGUUCGGGGGACUCCACCGCCAGAAUCUGGAACCUGAACGAGAACAACAACUCCAACUCCACCCAACUGGUACUGCGGCAUUGUAUCCGAGAAGGGGGGCAGGAUGUCCCCAGCAACAAAGAUGUCACCUCUCUAGACUGGAAUAGCGACGGGACGCUCCUAGCGACAGGCUCGUAUGACGGUUUUGCCAGGAUAUGGACGAAGGACGGAAAUCUGGCGAGCACCUUGGGACAGCACAAGGGUCCCAUAUUUGCACUCAAGUGGAACAAGAAGGGGAACUCCAUUCUCAGUGCUGGCGUAGAUAAGACGACAAUCAUUUGGGACGCGCACACAGGAGAAGCCAAACAGCAGUUCCCCUUCCACUCAGCUCCAGCUCUAGACGUGGACUGGCAGAACAACACCACCUUUGCCUCGUGCAGCACGGACAUGUGCAUCCACGUGUGUCGCCUCGGCAGCGAUCGACCACUCAAGACCUUCCAGGGUCACACUAACGAGGUUAACGCCAUUAAGUGGGAUCCAUCGGGAAUGCUGCUCGCCUCCUGCUCAGACGACAUGACCUUAAAGAUCUGGAGUAUGAAACAGGAAACGUGCGUCCACGAUCUGCAGGCUCACAGUAAAGAGAUUUACACCAUCAAGUGGAGUCCGACCGGGCCCGGCACGAGCAAUCCUAACUCCAACAUCAUGCUGGCCAGCGCGUCGUUUGAUUCGACGGUGCGGCUCUGGGACGUCGAGCGAGGCGUCUGCAUCCACACACUAACCAAGCACCAGGAGCCCGUCUACAGCGUGGCCUUCAGCCCGGACGGCAAACACCUCGCCAGCGGCUCCUUUGACAAGUGUGUGCACAUUUGGAACACCACGACCGGGGCUUUGGUGCACAGCUAUAGAGGUACUGGUGGGAUCUUUGAAGUGUGCUGGAAUAGCACCGGGGACAAAGUCGGCGCCAGCGCAUCAGACGGCUCGGUAAGUGCCCAAACAAUUGAAUUAUCAACUUAGAACUGAUACUGGAGAAAGACAACAGUAUCGGCAGUGAAAAUAAAAGACAAUAACGAGUUAACACAAAGUCUCAAGAUGCAGAAGGUCUCCCAACACAAGUCUAUCCCCGUGUAGGUAUGUGUCCUCGACCUUCGGAAAUAGCGGAAUUGGCCGGCGAAUCGUUGGAAUGUGCAGCAGACUGCCUUCUUUAGACAUCAGCAAAUGCUCUCUGUGCUCCUGGAGGGGGGGCGUGACACGUAGGUGGAGUUAAAUACAACAACAACAACAAAAAAAACUCACAGGAGCAACUACAAGGACAAAAAAAACGGACAAAGAAGGAGCGACUCACCACCAUGCAGGGGUGAAGCCGUCAGACAUGGAGCGUGUUGACGAUGAGUCCAAUUGGAGGCCGACGAAGACAACAUUGGAGCUACCCCCGAGUUUUUAUGAGGUGUCUCGUGAGGAAGCGCUACCAUCCGCCACUCCUCCCUCCCGCCCGCAGCGGUGCUCUGCAGCCCGGCCGCUUGGCAGGAAGGGUGACGUAAUCGAAACGCAUGCCAAAACGCCACCCAUUGAUGGGAAGAAGGCUUGCAGAAUUCCUUCCCGCAACUCAGCGGUGACACAAUGAGGGUCAGCGACCAUAGCGAAGCCUCACUUCCGAAGGAGGACGGCUCGUCCGAAGACCCCCGUCGCCCCCCCCUACGUCCUUCUCUCCACAGAUAGACUUGAAAGUGCGAAAUGGUGGAGCGUGCAGUUUCUGGACACCAGUCCGCCCAAAAAUACAAACCUCCCAAACCGGCCCAAUUUGCUCAGUAAUUGGAAACAACAUGGACAAAAAAAUGAGUGAAAAAGUGUGGUUUACAAAGAGAAUUUUUCCCUUUUUUGGAUGUACAUGUAAAGAAUGUAAAGAUAUGUAAAUUAGAUUAAUACACAGACUUAUAUACUGUGUAUAUAUGUUUAUAUACAGUCCACCUUAUUGACGUCACGUUAGGGGCUCACUAAUGGCUAGAGCGGUCUUUGCUGACGGGCCGCAACGAGGCCGCUUUUUAAUUCAAAACGUCUUUUUCCAGUGAAGGCACAAACGGCAAAAUUUACGAAAUCAUCAUGGUCGUCGUCGUCUUCAUGUUCGGUUGCGUGUUCACAUAGCGUGUUGAAUGGGCUGUACAAGGCCACACCUACCAAACUAGAAAACAGUUAUGGCGGGUUAGCCUUUUCACAUUUUUGGUUUUUUGGACACUAUUUCCCCCCCAAAUCUGAAUCCAAUCCAAAAUGUUAAAUUUGUUUUUUACCGGUUUGAGCAUAAAAAAAAAACAUUUCCAACUAGUUCCACUCUGCCCCUUUGUUCCUCUUCCAUUCCUUUGCUGUCAAGUUGCGCUCAAUGUGAAGUGCACUUUUUUUUUUCCUUUCCUGACAAUGGCUUUCGCAAUUUUUGGUUAUAAGUGAAAGGCAGACAGUUUCUUUUAUCUCGCCCUUUCAUACUUUUUUUUUUCUGUCAGGUGUCACAAUAGGAUGUCAACGGGUGGUCCAUCGUUUUUCUGACUUUUUCAGAGCCAUUAUUGUCUGUGUCAGACUGGGAAAUUGGGCUGUGGGUUUGGUGGCCAAUGUGGAUGAAAGGCUGUGACAGCUACUAUUACUAUGUCUCUGGCGCACCCUGGUCCAGGGUGUGGUCACCCGUUUCAAGACAAAACAUUCAAGUCGUUCAGUGUCUCAAAUAAAUCACUCUAUUUUGAUAUCAGAA
Molecule: messenger RNA, 3673 nt
Organism: Syngnathus typhle (broad-nosed pipefish)
Lineage: Eukaryota; Metazoa; Chordata; Actinopteri; Syngnathiformes; Syngnathidae
Gene: tbl1x
Product: transducin beta like 1 X-linked
Exons: 14
Coding region: 409-1956 (515 amino acids)
Biological process (GO): regulation of transcription by RNA polymerase II
Cellular component (GO): histone deacetylase complex
Molecular function (GO): transcription corepressor activity; protein binding
Source: RefSeq, a predicted model, not a curated record